GCUGGUUUGACAGAGUCGAGGAGCCAGAAGAAGAACAAGACCAUGAAGAACACAACAAGACGAGGUAACCAUGGGAAACAGCAACAGUAACUUUGCCUGUGAGGGGGCGGAGCUUCAGUCGACACACACCUGGUGGGGGCGUGGCCACAGGGCGAGUGGGCGGAGCUACAGGAAACCCAAUCAACCAAUCAGGAGCCAGAAUCGCACAAACAAACACCAGAAAGUGGAUUUAAACGCGGAUUUUCGGACAGUUUUUCCCAAUAAUAUUUUUGAAACUUCGUGGAGAAAUUCUCGGAAUCAUUUUGAUUGGAAUUGUGGAAUUUCAAGCGUGAAAAAUGGGAGUUUGAGCUCAGAGGAAAAUUUGGAAAAAUGCGAGGUAAACCUGAGCAGCUCGUGUCAGGACAGCGGGUUCGGAGAGUCCUUCCAAGUCCCGAGUCCAGUCUGGUCCCAGAGUCCGGGAUCGUCCCCAGACCUGGUUUUGGACCGGGAUUUUAAAGACCUCGUCGUGACCGGAGCCGAGGCCGAGAAGAAGGACGUGUUCAGGACCCGGAUCAGGAAGUGGAGCGACUGGACAGGAAGUCUGAGGAUCAAAAAGAGGCGGGUCCAGGAUCCAGACCUCGGCAGCAUCUGGUCCUUUAACCCUCUCCAGAACCAGGACAAGUCCGGACUAAACCAGGACCAGACCCAGUCCGAUCUAGACCAGCACUUCAGCAUCUACCAGAACUUCAGACAGGAUCUAGAGUCCAAGUCCACGUUAGGAUCCACGCAGACCUCCUCAGACCUGGACUCCAUGGACCAGGAGGACCAGGGUCUCGGGUCCGGACCGGGACUAAACCAGGACAAGGGUCUAGACCGAGGGGUGGUCCGGAGAGCGGGCUGGAUCUGGAUCAAACCUCUGAUCAAACUCAACAAAGACCAACUCCAACUGGUGCCGAGGAGAAAGUGGAGGAAAUACUGGGUCAAACUCCGAGGUUGUUGGCUGCAGUUCUUCACGUCCCCCGGUCAGGACCAGGACCCGGACCAGGACCCGGACCAGGACCCGGACCAGGACCCGGGCCAGGACUUGGGGCAGGAUGUGAGCCCUGUGAUGGAGCUGCGCGUGUGGGACAGUCUGGUCCAGCCGGUCCCAGAACAUCCGACCAAAGAGCACGUGUUCUGUCUGAGCAACGCCGUCGGACACGUCUACCUCCUCCAGACGUUUCCACGUCUGUUCAGACUCGACUCCACCACAAAUCUACUCGAGUAA
Molecule: messenger RNA, 1246 nt
Organism: Boleophthalmus pectinirostris (great blue-spotted mudskipper)
Lineage: Eukaryota; Metazoa; Chordata; Actinopteri; Gobiiformes; Gobiidae
Product: rho guanine nucleotide exchange factor TIAM2-like
Exons: 5
Coding region: 71-1246 (391 amino acids)
Biological process (GO): positive regulation of axonogenesis; small GTPase-mediated signal transduction; activation of GTPase activity
Cellular component (GO): synapse; membrane
Molecular function (GO): guanyl-nucleotide exchange factor activity
Source: RefSeq, a predicted model, not a curated record